UUGCUUUGGAAUCAUCGGAGUUGCGUCUUUUUCUUUUCUUCUGCAUAUAUUCAUCAGUUUCUCUCAUUUUUACUUCUUAUUAAAUUAAAAUAGAAUUAUUAGAGAAUUUGAAUAAAAAAUGGCGACUGCGAUUCGAUCCUUCCAGCUGAACACUGGUGCCAAGUUACCUGCGGUAGGUCUCGGAACCUACGCCUUGGUCCCCUCAACCAUCGAACAAGCGAUCAAGGUUGGUUACAGGCACAUAGAUUGUGCUUCGAUAUACGGUAACGAGAAAGAGAUUGGUAGCGUGUUGAAGAAGUUAAUAGAUGACGGUUCCGUGAAGCGUGAUGAGUUAUUCAUCACUUCCAAACUCUGGUGUAAUGAUCAGUUGCCUGAAGAUGUACCUAAGGCACUAGACAAAACGUUACAGGAUUUACAGAUUGACUAUGUUGAUUUAUAUCUGGUACAUUGGCCAGUGAGCUUGAAGAAGGAAUCACCUAUGCCAAAACCUGAAACACUCACAAAGCCUGACUUACCAAGUACAUGGAAAGCAAUGGAAGCUCUUUAUCACUCAGGAAAAGCUAGGGCAAUCGGUGUUAGCAAUUUCUCGUCAAAGAAGCUUCAAGAUCUUCUUAACGUGGCCCAAGUAGUCCCGGCUGUUAACCAAGUGGAGUGCCAUCCUGUGUGGCAGCAACAAAGUCUACAUGAACUAUGCAAAUCCAAAGGAGUUCACUUAUCUGGUUACUCUCCUUUGGGCUCCCAAACUAAGGGAGAAGCUAGGCUAAAGGUUCUUCAGAACCAAAUUGUUACCGAGGUUGCUGAGAAGCUUGGGAAGACCACCGCUCAAGUGGCUCUACGUUGGGGACUUCAGAUGGGUCAUAGUGUUAUACCAAAGAGCUCAAGCGAGGCUCGACUCCAGGAGAAUCUUGAUGUAUUUGACUGGUACAUACCUGAAGAUCUGUUUGCCAAGUUCUCUAACAUUCCACAGGAGAAGUUAGUCCGAGGUGUUGAAUUUGCGCAUGAGACGCUCGGCUUCUAUAAGACCAUUGAUGACCUAUGGGACGGUGAAAUUUAAGAAACUUCAUCUAGACGUGAGGAACCAUCGAAAUAUUCUGUUUAAAUAAUCCUUCAUGUUUGUUCUUCGUUAGAAAACUUGGCACAUUGAUGUGUAGUGUUCUCCUAUUUCGACUUUCGUUAUAAAAAAAAAGAAAAGACUUUCGUUA
Molecule: messenger RNA, 1202 nt
Organism: Raphanus sativus (radish)
Lineage: Eukaryota; Viridiplantae; Streptophyta; Magnoliopsida; Brassicales; Brassicaceae
Product: aldo-keto reductase family 4 member C8
Exons: 7
Coding region: 119-1054 (311 amino acids)
Cellular component (GO): cytosol
Molecular function (GO): aldose reductase (NADPH) activity
Source: RefSeq, a predicted model, not a curated record